CGCCCCUCCACGCCCCUCUCCUCCUCCCCUCCACGCCCCUCUCCUCCUCCCCGCCCUGCCCGCGCAGCUGCCCGGUUCCUGGUGAAGAUGGCGCUCCCCGUGGCCGCGCGCUCUGCCCGGCUUCUGCGAGACCCCGCGCUGCGGCCCCGGCUGCUGGCCGCCAGGUGCCAGGUGCUUCCUGUGACCUGCAGACGCUGGCUGAACCUGCAGGAGUACCAGAGCAAGAAGCUGAUGUCCGACAAUGGGGUGCGCGUCCAGAGGUUCUUCGUGGCGAACACAGCCAGGGAGGCGCUGGAGGCGGCCAAGAGGCUGAAUGCGAAAGAAAUUGUUUUAAAAGCGCAGAUCCUAGCUGGAGGAAGAGGAAAAGGCGUCUUCAACAGUGGUUUGAAAGGAGGUGUGCAUCUAACGAAGGACCCUAAAGUUGUGGAACAGCUGGCCAAGCAGAUGAUCGGGUACAAUCUCGCAACAAAGCAAACUUCUAAAGAAGGCGUGAAAGUUAACAAGGUGAUGGUCGCUGAAGCCCUGGACAUUUCGAGGGAAACCUACCUGGCGAUUCUGAUGGACCGGUCCUGCAACGGCCCCGUGCUGGUGGGCAGCCCCCAGGGGGGCGUUGACAUCGAAGAGGUGGCAGCUUCCAAUCCAGAGCUGAUUUUUAAGGAGCAAAUCGACAUUUUUGAAGGGAUAAAGGACAGCCAAGCCCAGCGGAUGGCAGAGAACCUGGGCUUCGUGGGGCCUCUGAGGAACCAGGCUGCAGAGCAGAUUAGGAAGCUGUACAACCUCUUCCUGAAGAUCGAUGCCACUCAGGUGGAAGUGAAUCCCUUUGGCGAGACCCCAGAAGGACAAGUUGUCUGCUUUGACGCCAAGAUUAACUUCGACGACAAUGCCGAGUUCCGACAGAAGGACAUCUUUGCCAUGGACGACAAGUCGGAGAACGAGCCCAUCGAGAACGAAGCUGCCCGCUACGACCUGAAGUACAUCGGGCUGGACGGGAACAUCGCCUGCUUUGUGAACGGCGCGGGACUCGCCAUGGCCACCUGCGACAUCAUCUUCCUCAACGGCGGCAGGCCAGCCAACUUCCUGGAUCUUGGCGGUGGGGUGAAGGAAACUCAAGUGUACCAAGCUUUCAAACUGCUCACCUCGGAUCCCAAGGUGGAAGCCAUCCUGGUCAACAUCUUCGGGGGCAUCGUCAACUGCGCCAUCAUCGCUAACGGCAUCACCAAGGCGUGCCGGGAGCUGGGACUCAAGGUGCCGCUGGUGGUGCGUCUGGAGGGAACCAACGUCCAGGAGGCUCAGAACAUACUCAGGAACAGCGGCCUGCCCAUCACUGCCGCCGCCGACCUGGAGGACGCCGCCAAGAAGGCCGUGGCCAGCGUGGCAAAGAAGUGACCUUCACGUGGCCCUCUGGGGUUCCCUCGCCACUCUGCACAGGGUUCCGCACGGGAAGGGGUGGCUAGAAUCACGGUAGAAAGUCUCAGCUGAGCUCUCACUGAUAACGCCUAGACAGCCUGACUGAUUGUGCUCCGAGGUCCCUAAACAAAGCCCACAGUCCCCUGCUCCUCCUGCGGGUGCUCAGGAAUCAGGCCAGGGGAGUCCCAGGCGGGCUACGUUCAGCAUUAGCCGUCGGGGCUCCGCUGGACGUCCAGGCAGGUGGCCCCAAUGCACUGUCCAGUUGGUGUGGUUUCUGAUUCCAACACGGUCGCAGCGUCCAUGGACCUGAGGGGCCCUUGUGCUUUCCCCGCCCGUACCCCGUGCCUGCACCUGCCUUUGCCUUACUGUAAACACGCCGUUUACCUCUCACUAAAGCCUUACUCCUGAGCUUGGAGUCGGAGGUUCUGUUUUGACGCCCAAGCUGGCGCACGCUGGGUCUCACGGAAAUCUCUGUAACUAAGUCCUUCCUGAAGGUCGGACUGGGGCGUGCGGAGAGCCGCUCUCUCCUGCCCUCCACCCAGCUCCGCCAGCCGAGGCAGAAAGAUGGGAAGCUGUCACCGGAGGGAAUGUGGGUGUUUCCAUUAUGUCCAUUUUUGUCCUGAUAAAAUUUUGAAUUCAGUUUUUGUUUAAAUCUUGGUAAAUUUUUAUCUGUGUGCAAAUUUAAAUAAAAUCUUACGUUUCUCAGACUCUAA
Molecule: messenger RNA, 2120 nt
Organism: Sciurus carolinensis (gray squirrel)
Lineage: Eukaryota; Metazoa; Chordata; Mammalia; Rodentia; Sciuridae
Gene: Suclg2
Product: succinate-CoA ligase GDP-forming subunit beta
Exons: 11
Coding region: 88-1386 (432 amino acids)
Biological process (GO): tricarboxylic acid cycle; succinyl-CoA metabolic process
Cellular component (GO): succinate-CoA ligase complex; mitochondrion
Molecular function (GO): ATP binding; succinate-CoA ligase (GDP-forming) activity
Source: RefSeq, a predicted model, not a curated record